This is a messenger RNA of Sinocyclocheilus rhinocerous, 1101 nucleotides long. Its product is annotated as Rieske domain-containing protein. Gene Ontology annotation, molecular function: 2 iron, 2 sulfur cluster binding. The record is from RefSeq and is a predicted model, not a curated record. The coding region runs from base 148 to 534 and encodes 128 amino acids. The transcript has 3 exons. NCBI's taxonomy places the organism in Eukaryota, Metazoa, Chordata, Actinopteri, Cypriniformes, Cyprinidae.
GACCCCCCUUCGGCGACAAAGUGCAGUACAGCCUCCAGGAAGAAGCGACAACCCCGUGAGAGCAGCGACUGUCAGUAAGGCGAAAUUGAUCGUGUUUAGAUAAAACAAGAAAUACAGCACGUUAAUGCCCCGCUUUAACCCACCUCUAUGACUUCUCUAGAAGAUGAGAGUGUUUCCUGGAGGCUAAUAGGCCCUGUGUCGGAGCUGUCCAAGAAACAAUGCAGACUGAUCUAUUCGUCUGAUGGACGCGACGCGGAUGUUUGCCUGUUUCAUGUGAACGGUGAAUUCUUCGCGAUGGACGCUCGUUGCGCUCAUUCGGGAGGUCCGCUGUGUGAUGGAGAUAUCGAGGAGGCCGAUGGUGUUCUUCAGGUGUUCUGUCCUUGGCAUGACUAUGACUUCAAUCUCAAAACGGGGAAAUCAAGCACAGGUUUACAGCAACAAGUUUUUGAAGUGAAAUUGGAGGACGACAAUGUAUACGUCAAGCACGCAAGUGAGCUCUCGUUACAACCUUUCGGCCAGGUCAAGGAGAACUGAAGUUCUUGGUUACGGCAAUGUUUUGAUCCCUCGAACUAAAACAUCUGCUUGGAUCUCGUAAUAUUUGAAAAAGAUGCAGAAUUUUAGUUGAAUAAACUUUCCUGUUCCCAAUGGAGCAGUUGUUAACAUUUGUGACAAUUUGUAUAUAUACACUACGAAUCAAAGAUAAAUUGUUCUUUAAUGUUGUACGCAAAUUACUUCCAAUGAACUAAAAUGAACAUUGUUUUCUGACAUUUAGAUGAUAUAUUUUAUGAUUUAUUUAAAUUGUGAAUAUCUUAAAAUGUAAGUUGGCCAAAUGUAUAUGCAAGAUUGAUUGAACUCAGGGAAAAUGGGGUCACGGACAGUUUAUUUAGUCAGCUGUACAUUUCAGCGGCUUAAUUAGUCAUAGUUUUAGAUUCAUAAUUGUUAGCACUCCAGAGAUGUUAAUGUGUUUCUCUCUAGGGCCAUAAUAAAUGUUUGCAGUUGUAACUUUCCUUAAUUAUACCAGAUCCAGCCCUCUUGAGUGUCAGGUAGAAAUGACUUUCACCGCUGGGAAAAAAUAAAAAAAACAUCUUUUUUAUUUAAGUU